CUUCUUUCAGAUCAGGAGAAAAGCGUUUCAAGGCACAAACGGAGUGUUUCAUCUGCGAAUUCACCUUCCACGCCACAAAUAGCAACCUCUGAUGUACAGCGACUCAUUAGAGAAGAGUUCAGCCAGCUGCAGGACCAAAUGUGUGCUAAAGAUCACGUGUCAUGCCGAGCAGGACCAAAAGGGAUCCCAGGCCUCCGCGGAAGACCUGGCCUGCCUGGAAGACCAGGGAGACCUGGACCCCAUGGGCCCCCGGGUAAGCACGGCCCCGUGGGACCUCAAGGACCAAUCGGGUUAAAGGGAGAUCUGGGAGUACCAGGGGAUAUAGGACCCCCUGGCCCUAGAGGUCCCCAGGGAGCCAAGGGCGAGAGGGGCAAGACUGUCUCAGCUCCUUUUCUUCAGGAGCCUCUCGCUGGAAUGACAGUCAAUGAAGGACAAACAGCAUUACUGAAAUGUACAGCAGAUGGUCAUCCACCUCCACGGAUCACGUGGUCCAAGAUAAAUUCGCCACUUCCGGUUGGGCGUCACGUGGUAGAGUCAAGUGGCGCUCUGAUUAUAAAGAACGUGAAAUCAGAAGACGAUGGAGUUUACAGCUGCAGAGCGGAAAACCUGCUGGGAAGUGUGAGCGCUUCAGCAAAGUUAACAGUGCAAUUUGCUCCUCGGGUUUCAAUCUCCUCCAAUCAGCUGAUGGCUGAGGAAGGACAAACUAUUAACAUCGCUUGUAGUACAAUUGGUCAGCCGCCAACAACUAUUACGUGGUCUAAAUCGAUCGGUAGUUUACCUGAUAGAACAACCGUAAACAACGGUGCCUUGAAAAUCAACAACUUGUUAAGAAAGGACGGUGGAACAUAUAUCUGUAAAGCACAGAAUAUUCUGGGAACAACAGAGGACAAUAUUCAACUGGUGAUAUUCUCUCGUUUGCGAUUUAAAGUUCGUCCUCCAGCACAUCUGACAGCUCUGAUUGGGUAUCCUGUGCAACUACCUUGUGUGGCAGAGAGUAGCCUGAAACCAACAGUAACGUGGAUGAAGGAUGGAAAGCCGUCACUUCCUGUAGACUCCAGUAUUCUUCAAGACAACACACUUGUCAUUUCCAGAAUCAAAAAAUCACACGAGGGAUCUUACACCUGUAAAGCGACCAAUGCUUUAUCUUCUAUACAAGCAAGUGCUCAGGUUCAAUCCAAGUCCCCUUCUUCCUGCUCUGAGAUACUAAAAUACUACAGCAGUUCUAGUGGAAAUUACGUCAUUGAUCCAGACGGCGCGGGUGGCCUCACGCCGUUCACAGUCUAUUGUGACAUGAGUGAUAAGAAUGGUGUUGGUGUGACAGUGGUUAGUCACGACAGUGAAAGCAGAACAUUGGUGGAUGGAUAUGAUGAUGAAGGUGAAUACUCGCACAGCAUUCGUUACUCGGGAGCAAGUCUAUCUCAGCUGGCCAGUCUUACUGAUGUCUCUUUACACUGUGAACAGUUCAUUAAAUAUGAGUGUUAUGGAUCUAUGUUAAUGUAUAGUUCCUACGGCUGGUGGGUGUCACGUGAUUCUAGUAAGAUGUUGUACUGGGGCGGGGCGUCGCCUGGAAGUAGAAAAUGCGCAUGCGGAAUGACCAACUCGUCCGCAAACCACGGUGAAGCGUGCAACUGUGACAGGAAUGACGAAAUAUGGCGCGAAGACAGCGGUCUUCUCACUGAUAAGUCAACACUUCCGGUAAAAGAGCUCAGGUUUGGAGAUACAGGAGUAUUCAAAGGUGUUGACGAAAAGGGUUACCACACACUGGGAAAACUGAGGUGCUAUGGUAUAGCCCACAAGUAGAAUACGAUAACAAUAACUUUGAUUUGACAGGGCUGAAGAUCAGUGAGUCGCUUGGAAUUCUCUUUGAUAAUGUUAGGCGGAACCAAAGAAAGAAAAUGAUUGUAUUCGGUGAAAAUUCCUGUUGUUUCUCCCAGAAUCCUAAAAAUCAUAUAAAGCAGCCAUAAGGUUUUUAAUUUGAUGUUAAACAGGAGAAUAAAAUCAACAUACCUGCAGUCCAAAAAAGGUGAACCAAUCCCUAAUUACAUAA
This is a messenger RNA of Orbicella faveolata, 2047 nucleotides long. RefSeq lists its product as uncharacterized. The record is from RefSeq and is a predicted model, not a curated record. NCBI's taxonomy places the organism in Eukaryota, Metazoa, Cnidaria, Anthozoa, Scleractinia, Merulinidae.